Drosophila kikkawai is the source of this 2146-nucleotide messenger RNA. It is a transcript of the gene Jabba, whose product is annotated as jabba. The record is from RefSeq and is a predicted model, not a curated record. NCBI's taxonomy places the organism in Eukaryota, Metazoa, Arthropoda, Insecta, Diptera, Drosophilidae.
CAAAGCCGUUGGUCAGUCAGUCGGGAAUGGUGCGGAAGCUUGGAUUCUCAAUCGUUGGUCCAGAAAAUUAGAAGCGGAUUUAGGAAAAAGUGUUUGCAGUAAAGUGAUUUCUACACUCUUUCUCCACUUUUUUAACUUUUAUCCGAAAUAAAAAUAUUGAGACUGGCGGCGGGCUCCAAAGGUUUCGAAUAUAUUUAAACAAAAAAGCUGUACAAAAAGUAGCUGUAAAAAGGAAAGCAAGCAGAGAACAAAAAAAAGACCGCAAAAACGAUGGCUCAAGAGACGGGAACAACGACGGGAACGGGCACGGGAGCCAAAGAUCAGCGCCAGCGCGACCAUAUCGAUGAGGAUGAAGUCAGCGAACUGCAGAAGUCGCGCAGCUUCUACGAUCGGGUUCGAGAGCAGGCGGAGCGCUUUGCGAGCACGCGGAUGGGACAGUUUGUGAUCGAGCGUGCGGACCGAGCGCUGGUGAUGAUCGAAGACACGGCCAAGUGGAGUCUGCCGCAGGAAAAAUCAGCUGUUCCCUUGGCCCGUCCCUUGCCUUGGGGUCCCUUCCUCAUGCUCAUCAUCCUGCUGCGUUUAACUCGCAUUUGGUUGUCGGUGGGCGCCUUGAUGAUAGGCAAUGGACCCAUCUCCCCCUCGGAUAUGGUUUACUUUAUCCAGACCAGGCGUCGCAAGCUAAGGGCCAUUCGUGUUCAUGGACUGAAGGUGAUGAGGCAGCAACAGCAGGAGGUUUCCUAUGGCAGCAGCAGUGCCAGUGGCCGAGGAUUGACUCAUAAACUCACCCAGUGGCUGUCCAAGGCCAUGUGCCGACCUGGAGUGCAAAGAGCCAACUCCGGGCGGCUUUUUACCGUGCGCAACACAGAGCAGACCACACAAACCACUCCUGCAGUCAUGAAGCGCCCUCGAGAGGAGGACUCCCAUGCCGAUGCCGAUCACAACCUGACCAUCGAUCAGAUGCUGGCCAAGUAUGCCAAUGAGAACUCCGAGGAUGACUCUGAUUUUGUGCCCAAUGCUGAGGAAGAGGAUACCAGCGGCAGCAGCUCCGAAAGCAGCCAGGAGUCCAGCGACGAGAUAAGCAGCGGUGAGGCGGAGGAGGUGCUUAGCCAGGCCAAGCCAAAGCCCGUGGAAAAUGGAGUUCAUAAGGCUGCCGAGAAGGAAAACGAUAAGGAACAGGAUAAGGAUAAGGCAAAGGGAAAGGCUCAUCUAACGACAUCCUCGAGCAAUGGGGACAAGGACGCGGUGCAGGAGCCGGCGGCAGAAGUUGGAGGAGCCACCACACUCAAGGUGAAGCUGGAGGAUCCACAGAAGUCCUCGCCGGGGCACAUCAGUGCGGCCAUGAUGAACACCAGGACAUACAACAACACCGCUGCUGCAGCCAGCACUGAUCCCCAGACUGAACCUCAACCUGAACCUGAAUCUGAACCUCAUCCCCAAACCGAAACUGAAUCCUUUCCCGAAACCCCAACCGAACUUCCUCAACAAACCCCAACCGAAAAUGAAGAAUCCGAAGAUGACGAGGAUAGUUGCAGCACCAGCGGAAGUAGCCAAACAGGAAGCACUGUGGAGUCUCCAGAAAACCACCUCCAACUCCAAUCCCACUCCCAAGCCCAGCCAGAUACCCAAGCCGAGCAGAUCCGUGAGGCUGUCCAGCAACUAUCCAACUAUCCCACUGUCGACACCCUAACUCCUGCCACCUCCUCCGAAGAUAUUUUCUAUAGUCCAAUCGGUUCACCAACUUGCUUCAAUACUAGCCUUGGAACCCAGGCCCUGCUCAAGAAUGCCAGCCUUAAAUCCGUCCUGGCCCACUCCACGCCCACAUCGGCACAGAACGACCAACCCACUGAACCGGCUUCUAAAUCCACUAUCCCAGAGAACCAGGAAGAGGUUCUACCAGCCCAACCUGAAACCGAGAAAUCUAUAAAUCCACCAAAUCAGAAGCAACAAAACCAUCAGAACCAUCAGCAGCAGCAGCGCAAUCAUUCCCACCAACGCUUCCGUGGACGCAAUCGGCGUUAGAGUUGGGACGUAUUCCUAUAUCCAAAGCUAUAAUGUCUGAUUAUUGUUCCAUUUAGCUAGCUUUUUUCUACACUUUUACAUUCCCAUAUUGUUAGUGAAUAUUGCGAGUAAAACUCUGAACUGAAAA